AUGGCGCUUCAAGGCAGCAAACUCUAUACUCGGGCAAUUCUUGCUGGAUCGUUCGGCUUCGUGACCUUCGGCUGGGAUGCUGGUGUGCUAGGUGGAAUCUUGCUGACACCGGAGUUCAUGUCUGCCAUUGGUAAUCCGACCGACACAUACCGAAUUUCCAUGGUCACAUCCGUGUUCCUGCUUGCAUCAUGGCUGGGCUGCAUGAUCAUUACAGCAUUUGGCAUGCGCUUGGGCCGUAGGACCUGGAUCCUUAUUGGAAAUGUGAUUGAGAUAGUGGGCACGAUCAUUUCCGCCACUUCCUAUAGCUAUGGGCAAUUAGUGGCCGGUCGCUUGAUCAUCGGCAUCGGAAAUGGGUUUCUGACUUCCAUGAUCCCCGUGUACGUUGCGGAGAUGGCGACCAAGAAAGAGCUGAGAGGCCGUGGUGUCAACGGAAUGAUUGCUGCGGCCAGCGUCGGUGUGUCGUUGGCAUACUGGGUGGAUUUCGGUAUGGUAUUCGCCCAUGGGACGAGCGCAGUCUGGCGCUUUCCUGUCGCUUUCCAUUCAUUCUGGGCCCUGAUCACCAUCGCGUUGUUCUGGGGUUUACCCGAGACACCUCGGUAUUUCUAUGCGACAGGCGAUGUGUCCCGUGCCGACGCGAUUCUGUCUCAGGUCUAUGGUGGCUCAAUCGACGAACCGCAUGUGCAGCACGCCAAAGCAGAGAUUCUUGCUUCUCUCGAGCUUGAGCGUCAAGACUCAGCAGCACUGAAAGUAACGGACUUCUUCUGGGAUACUUCCAGCCUGCAGACCGCCCGCCGUAUCCGAACUGGAGUUUUGCUGGUCGCGAUUGCGUACUUGAUGGGCAUCAACGUCAUCUUCUACUACACAACGACGAUCUUUCAGGUGUACAUUGGGCUCAGCCCCUUGACGGCAUCAGGCCUUGCCGGUGCGGCCAACACCGUGCUUGCCAUCACUAAUCUUGUUGGCGUCUACUUCCUGGAAAAGUUUGGACGCCGCAAGUGGCUGAUAACCGGAGCAAUCGGACAGACGAUAUUCAUGGCCGUUUUCUUUGGAAUGCUUGCGAAUCCUGGGCAAAAGACUGGCGCGGCAGCAGCAGCGAUGCUGUUCCUAUGGAUCUUCUUCUUUGCACCUACUUGGGGACCAGUCACUUACGUGUAUGCUUCGGAGAUCAUGCCGCUACGCUACCGCCACAUUGGCUUCGCGCUCAGUGUGUCCUCGCAGUGGCUUAUGGCAUUCGUCACCGUGUUCGCAGGUCCAAUUGCGCUCGCAGAUCCGAACGUCGGCUGGAAGGGCUGGAUCUGGUUCCUCGUCUUCAACGUCAUUGCGGCACCAUUCGUUUACUUCUGCUGCCCCGAGACCCGCGGGCAUACCUUGGAGGAGAUCGAUCUGAUUUUCAUGAAAGAUCAACUGAAGGACACACAAGCCGCCGAGACGCUCCGACACGGCGAUGUCAAGCAGCCGGAGGCUUCUGUGAUCCAAGAAGCAGCCGAGUCGCAGUCCCAGGAGAGCUCGGUAGGCGAGAAGUCGGUGGGCGAGAAGGCCUAA
Molecule: messenger RNA, 1542 nt
Organism: Cyphellophora attinorum
Lineage: Eukaryota; Fungi; Ascomycota; Eurotiomycetes; Chaetothyriales; Cyphellophoraceae
Product: Sugar transporter STL1
Exons: 7
Coding region: 1-1542 (513 amino acids)
Biological process (GO): carbohydrate transport; transmembrane transport
Cellular component (GO): membrane
Molecular function (GO): carbohydrate:proton symporter activity
Source: RefSeq, a predicted model, not a curated record